GGCGGCGCGGGAGCGGAGGAGGCCGGAGCCAACGGCCGCCGCAGCGGAACCGGAGCCGGCGGCCCCCGGCGGGCCCGGGCCAUGGAGAGCCCCGUCAGCAGCGGCUCCCUGCGGGGAGAGAUCAGCUUCUGGGCUGACCGAACACCAGUGCACGAGGCAGCCAGGAGGGGCGAGAUCCUGCAGCUGCAGCAGCUGAUAGAGAGCGGAGCCUGUGUCAACGCCGUCACCUACGACUCUAUCACCCCGCUGCACGAGGCCAGCCUGCGAGGCCAGACCCAGUGUGUCAAGCUCCUGCUGGCUGCAGGGGCCCAGGUGGAUGCCAGGAACAUCGACGGCAGCACUCCGCUCUGCGACGCCUGUGCCUCGGGUAGCAUCGAGUGUGUCAAAGUGCUGCUGUCCCAUGGUGCCAAGGUGAACCCUCCCCUCUACACAGCUUCUCCUCUCCACGAAGCCUGCAUGAAUGGUAGCUCCGAGUGCGUGCAGCUCCUCAUCGACGUCGGGGCGAACUUGGAGGCUCAUGACUGCCAUUUUGGGACUCCACUGCACGUGGCCUGUGCCAGGGAACAUCUGGACUGUGCAAAGUUGCUGCUCAAGGCAGGGGCAAAUGUGAAUGCUGCUAAACUUCAUGAGACAGCCCUCCACCAUGCAGCAAAAGUGAAAAAUGUCGAUCUGGUGGAGAUGCUGAUUGAAUUUGGAGGAAACAUUUACGCCAGGGACAACCGAGGAAAGAAGCCGUCGGAUUACACCUGGAGCAGCAGUCCCACAGCAAAGUGCUUUGAGUACUAUGAAAAAACACCUCUGAGUUUGUCCCAGCUCUGCAGAGUGACGGUGAGGAAGGCCGCAGGGCAGCGAGCACUGGAGAAGAUUGCCAAGCUCAACAUGCCCCCACGACUGAUCCAGUACCUCUCCUACAACUGACAGGGAUGAAGGUGGCUUUGGCUCCUGCCCUAUGAAGUAUCUGUCCCUUUCUCUUCUACCUCCCCCCUACCUCUACCUUAAAUUAAUUUAAGCUAAUGUUAAUGUAAGCAGCCUGGUGUAAAUAGUUUGUUCGUGAGGCAGCACUUCCUCUUCCCCACAGGCUCUCGAGACAGUGUCGUCGUCACGAAGCUGUCGUGGCUCCUGGGGUGAGCUCUUUGACUGUCACUGUGCUCAAGGCAAGGCUGUAGCCCUUGCUCUCUGAGCAGGAUUAAUCUUGCCUGAUUUUACCUGUCUCUAGCUGUAAGGCAUCUGCGUUAUCUAGCCAAGUUUCCUUUGCAGUCAGUGAAGAGAAAUAGAUACUUCUGGAGGUGUGAUUCAUCUGGCCUGUUUUUAGAUGACACAUUGUGCCUCGGGAGGGCUUGCCUCCACUGGCUGCCAAGGGAUUUGGAUACCCUCAGAUACAGACAUUCAUGUCUUUGCAGUGGGAGAUCCCACCCCUGUGUUAAUAAUUCAAGUGGCCACUGCCUAAUGCCAAGGGACGAAGCUUGAGAGACCUGCCUGCUCUAGCUGGAGGCAGAUAAAGUCUCCAGCAAGCUCAGGACUAAUUAGAGGCACUGCAGCAUGAACAUCAGCUGGCUUUGGCUCAACACCAAGCAGUGAGGACAAGCUGCUGCCAGGUCAGGGUUGACUUUGCUUAUGCUCCUUCCUUGCUGAAAGUGAGCCAGCUCUUACUGUAGGAGGUAUCACUGUGUCCCAUUUACAAGGCCAAGCAGGAAGCAGGUCUCUCUGCACGACCAAGGAUGCUUCUCUCCAGAUGGCUGGUCCCAGACACUCUUUUUCCACUUUCUCUGAGCCACUGUGGCCACUCUUGGUUUUAUGUGCAAUAAGUGGCAGAGCUGCUGCCCAGUGAUGUAGCACAUCGAGGCCAUGUCCCUUGUGUCAUGGUCCAGCAGAUCCCUCUGGUGUGAACCCACACAUGAAAGGCAAUAGGAGGCCUUGGGCUCUGCCUCAGGUUUCGAGAUUUUUGGUUUUGUUUUUCCCACUCUUGAGGUUCUCUCUCAGUGCUGGAGCCUCUCCAGAGGUUGGCAGCUGGAGCCAGCCCUAAGUUGUGUGCUGCUGAGUACUGUGCUUAAAUCUUUAGGCUUCAGCAGGUACAAUUGUGGCUUUGUCCUUUUGUCACAUUCAGGGUGACAUUUGGAUGAGCAGAGCCAAAAUUAUCAUCUGCCAUCCCGAUGAGACAUUAGGUGUUGUCUGAAGGCAGUGACCUACAGCAUUAGGUGGUUCUGAGGGGACAGAGCUCCUUGAUGCCCCCAUGGCAACUCGUAGCACCAUGGUAAGAAUAAAUUCCUCCUCUGCAUGACAGCAAAUGUUCCAGAAUCCACUGCCUGAUGUGACAUCAAGCUAACUCAGGGCUCUCAACCAUCCUUCAUGCUAUGAACUAAUAGUUGAGGAUGAGCAGUUACUCGCCUGCAAGACCUCGUGCCCUCCAGCCGGCACCAUGGAGCUCAGCCUCAGCAGGAAGGGGGAAAAUAGCUUAAGGCCAGGGCUGAAGAGCUGAGGUGGAACUGAAUGCACUUUAAUGGUGACCAGCAAAUCACUUUGCUCUCUAAUUUUUAGUUGGAUUUGUGCCCCACAGGCCCCUUUGUGGUGGUUUUUCUUUUGCUGCGCCGUAUCCUGUAGAGCUGGAGAGAAUAAAGCUGGCGGUCCUGCUCUUUGCAGCUUGUCUGUUUAUAAUGCUGAUCUUUGUCUUUGGAGUAUCAGAAAUGUGAAGUAACCAAGAAGCUCAGGGAAGCCCUGAAGAUGUUUGUUGUGGGUUUCAUCCCAGUGAUGGACAGGAUAAUGGGUUUGUAUUGUGUCUUUCUAGAAGAGCUUCCCCUGCCUAACAUGCAUGUCCACACAGAUAAAUAGGUGUUAGGAAGGUGAUGAUCUGGGGUGAAAUCCAUCUCUCUUGCUUCAAAUCCCUUGGUAGGUCACUGUUUUAACCUUGCCUAAGUCCCAAGUUUCCAACAUUAAAGGAUUUCUGAAGCAGCCAAGAAUAAACUGACACGUUCCUGUUCCUGUCAUCUUUAUUUUGUUCCUCUCUUUUAAGUCCCCUUUCUGGUAAAUCCCAAAGCUUGCUGAUUUUUUUGAAGAGGUCCUACAGACCAAUGC
Molecule: messenger RNA, 3069 nt
Organism: Dryobates pubescens (Downy woodpecker)
Lineage: Eukaryota; Metazoa; Chordata; Aves; Piciformes; Picidae
Gene: ASB13
Product: ankyrin repeat and SOCS box containing 13
Exons: 6
Coding region: 82-918 (278 amino acids)
Biological process (GO): protein ubiquitination; intracellular signal transduction; positive regulation of protein catabolic process
Molecular function (GO): protein binding
Source: RefSeq, a predicted model, not a curated record